Molecule: messenger RNA, 1797 nt
Organism: Diorhabda sublineata
Lineage: Eukaryota; Metazoa; Arthropoda; Insecta; Coleoptera; Chrysomelidae
Gene: dysf
Product: PAS domain-containing protein cky-1
Exons: 9
Coding region: 1-1797 (598 amino acids)
Biological process (GO): regulation of transcription by RNA polymerase II
Molecular function (GO): DNA-binding transcription factor activity, RNA polymerase II-specific; RNA polymerase II transcription regulatory region sequence-specific DNA binding; protein dimerization activity
Source: RefSeq, a predicted model, not a curated record
AUGAGGGCUAAAAUCAGAAUCAAAGCCAUAGAAUGCGACCGAAGAUUCGAUGCCAAUAAAUCAACAAAAGGAGCAAGCAAGUUGAGAAGGGAUCUAAUUAAUGCAGAAAUAGCAAAUUUACGUGAAUUAUUACCAUUACCUCCAUCCACGAGGCAAAGACUUUCUCAGCUACAGCUUAUGGCACUUGUGUGUGUUUACGUCAGAAAAGCUAAUUAUUUUCAACAAGCUUUCAAAUGCCAUGAUGUAGGAUUACACCAAACGCCAACACCUAAUAUCGGAUUCUCUAAGGCGUUAAGCGGUUUUCUAAUGAUGAUGACACAAAAUGGAAAAUUAUUGUAUAUAUCGGAUAAUGCUGCAGAGUACCUGGGCCAUUCCAUGGAGGAUCUUUUAAUUCAUGGAGAUAGUGUGUAUGAUAUAAUUGAUAAGCAAGAUCACCAAGCAAUCCAAUGUGAAUUGGGACGGCCAGUAAAUACAGGAUCCAACAAUAAUCCUAGUGAUGAAAUUCGGCUGUUUUUAUGUAGAAUGAAUGUUUCUAGGAAUGCUAGGCGACAAAUGAGAUUUGGAGACCAAAAGGUAGUAUUAGUUCAAGGAAGGUAUCUUUCCUUUCUACCACUAUGUAGCCGCAACGAACCAGUAUUUUUAGCUACGUGUACCCCGGUUGCAAUGCCUGAAACCAGAGAGUGUGUCGUUCAGGGUGCCACCAACGUAUUUACAUCCAUUCAUUCCAUGGACAUGCGGUUUAUCCAUAUCGAUACCAACGGCGAAUUCUACCUGGGCUUUCCGCGCUCAGAUCUGCAGGGGGUGUCCUGGUACCGGCUGCUGCACUGGGAAUGCACGCGUGAGGCCCAAACCAAACAUCGACUCAUCACCCAAUCGGAACAAGAACGCUCUUGCAUCUUACUGGCCCAGUUCCAAAGACGCACAGGCGAAUGGAUUUGGAUGCACUGCGUCCUACAAGUUAAGGACAGCUCUGAAAGUAAUCAGCAACCAGUAAUUGUAUGCACUAACCAAGUACUUAGUGAAGCGGAAGCAGCAGUUAUGAGAACGAAUAGUUGGCUUUAUCAUUAUUACUCAGUACAGAAUAAGCUGCAAUAUGGUCUCACUUACGACGUAGGUCCAUCUUCACGAUUGCUGUACUAUCCUGAGCAUACACCAACUCCUGAAUAUGCCACAGCACAUGACACAACUGGCUAUACGCAUUUAACCGCAAUGCCUAAUACGUUACAAACGCAUUUAACGCAUCAUCCGGCAGCCACGCAUGCACAUCACAACCAACACCAUCACCAUCAUCGACGGGCUGAUUCAGAACCAGUAGAUUAUUCGUACAGUAAAAGAAAACCCAAAGAAUUACGAAAUUUACAAUUAGAAGUUGCAGAUCAUGAGAUUACCGACAACGAGGGGGGUAGUAGUGGCCUUUUAGUGAUAUCGCAUUUGACAGAAAGGCCAAGAACCCUGCUUAAAGUCGACCCUAGUGAAUUAAUGGAUCAAUGGAAUCCUAGUCCACCUUGGUCCGAUACCUUACAAAAAGUUCCAGAUUUAUGUCACCAAGAACUAAGUCCAUACAUAGGUAGUACUCCUCCAACUCCUACAGCUACUCCAAGUACCCAAGCUAGUGCUUUUUCUUUUGACUGGAUGCCAGAACAAUACGUACCAUCAAUGGCAUCGGUAGCAUCGUUAGAAGAUGGGGAUAGGCCAAUAUAUUGGCCGAGUGAACAUAGACUCUUCCCUCUUCAGCCUCCACCAAAGAGGGGCCACGGUCCAGGAAGGUCAGAGUCCGGUGAUAGGAACACGCCUUGA